AUGUUAUAUGUAAUACUCCUUUUAAUUUCAAUUUUAAAAGCAUAAGAUGAAGAUGAAAUAGAAUAUGAUGUUGUUGAAACUUUAUAAAGUGCUUGUAGAUGUAGUUAGAUUUUAAGUGAAGUUGAUUGUCAAUAAUUUUGUUUUUGGAAAGCUGAUUCUGAUGGUAAAACAGGGAAAUGCAGAGAUAAAUUAUGUAGUGAUUAUUUAGAUAAAAAUUCAUGCAAUAGUGAUUAAAAGAAUUUAUGUUAUUUUAAUUCAGAAGAAAAUCUAUGUAAAAAUUUAAGAGGAGAUUGUACUAGUUUAGACAUCUAAGAAGAAUGUGAAACUAAAUAAAAUUGUUAAUGGUUAAAUUAGCCAGAUGAAGAUGGUGUUUAAUGUUAAAUUUAGGAAUAACCAGAAGAAGAAAUUCCUGUUAUAUGCAAUAAUAUUAAAUAAUAAGAAAUUUGUGAUUCAAGUCAAGAAGAUAAUAGUGGUUAUUAUUGUUCAUGGCUAUUAAAUCCUAUUGAUGAAGGAGAAGUUCAAACCAAUUAAACCAAUAAUGAAUCAACUACAAGAUUAUUAAAAGUAGAUAACACUGGAUAUUGUUCAAGAUUCUCUGUUACUAAAUGUACAGAUAUCAAUGAUAUUGAUGCUGAUGAUUCAAUCAAAGAAAUGCUUUGUAAUAGAUUUCCAGAUACUUGUAGAUACACAAUUCAAACAUCUAAUGGUAUCACUGUUACUGGAACUAAUUUCAAUCUUGUUAGUUAUUCUUGUGAAUAAAGAGCUUGCAAAGAUUAUGGAACAUAAUAAUUAUGUGAAGAUAAUUAUAUUGUUCCUGAUUUUGAAGGUUAUCUUCAUUUAUGUAAUUGGACAUCUACUUCUUGUAAUGAAGGUUUAAUAAUUGAAAAAUUCUCUCUUUUAAAUAGUCCAGAAAAAUGUUAUAAAGAAGAAACUCUUUAUUAAUUGACAUGGAAUUAGCAAAUCAAUAAAUGCACUAAAUGUCCAGGAUUAGGAUAUUUAUUGAGUUUACUAUUCAGUCUUUAUAUUAUAGUCAUAUGA
Molecule: messenger RNA, 1038 nt
Organism: Paramecium pentaurelia
Lineage: Eukaryota; Ciliophora; Oligohymenophorea; Peniculida; Parameciidae
Source: the annotation of a GenBank genome assembly